UUUCACAAGAAUGGACGAGGAAAAUUCUGAAACGCCACAAUUAGAUAAUACCGUACGUAGUCGCAUACGAAGAUUUUUUUCCGCUAAACGUUUGUACGAAUGUUUGCAACCGUUACUCUUUCUCACCUAUUGGCAUGGACUAACGCCUUUCUAUAUUAAAAGUAAUUCCAAAGGUGUGAAAUAUUUAAAACAUUCCAUUUGGGGUUACAUCAAUGUCGGUGUCCAUAUAGUGAUCUAUAGUGUUUGUUAUAUUUUAACCUUAAUGAAUGAUUGUGAAACGGUAGCGGGAUAUUUUUUUCGUUCACGCAUUACACAUUUCGGUGAUUUUCUACAGAUUCUAAGUGGUUUCAUUGGUGUGACUGUGAUCUAUCUAACAGCCAUAAUACCCAAACAUUAUGUUCAACGUAGUUUGGAAAUUAUGCAAACUAUGGACGAUCAAUUGCAAGGUGUCGGCAUUAAGAUAAUGUACAGCAAGGUUUUACGUUUCAGUUAUAUUUAUAUUUUAUGCAUGGUAUCGGCAAAUUUGGGUUAUACGAUUUUUAGCUUUCAACUGUUGAAAUCAGCCAAUGAGACGCCAUCAGCUUCGUUGCAUGUAACCUUUGUGCUGCAGCAUACAGUGGUGUUGUUUGCCUUGGCCAUGUAUUCUUGUUUUACGAAAAUGAUUGAAAUGCGCUACAAUAUGAUGCACAGGGUUCUUAAAAAUCUUUGUCAUCAAUGGGAUACACGCAGCAUUAAAACGAUAACACACAAACAACGUUCUCUACAGUGUCUCGAUUCAUUUUCCAUGUACACUAUUGUUUCGAAAAAUCCUGCAGAAAUUAUACAAGAAUCUAUGGAAAUACAUCAACUGAUAUGUGAAGCAGCCUCUACAGCUAAUAAAUAUUUCACUUAUCAAUUAUUAACUAUAAUUUCGAUAGCAUUUUUAAUCAUAGUAUUCGAUGCCUACUAUGUGUUGGAAACGUUAUUGGGUAAAUCGAAAAGAGAAAGUAAAUUUAAGACAGUGGAAUUUGUAACAUUCUUUUCGUGUCAAAUGAUUUUAUAUUUGAUAGCGAUCAUAUCAAUUGUGGAGGGUAGUAAUAGGGCUAUUAAGAAGAGCGAAAAAACUGGAGGCAUUGUACAUGCUUUAUUGAAUAAAGCCAAAACUGCUGAUGUUAAGGAAAAACUUCAACAGUUUUCUAUGCAAUUAAUGCAUUUGAAAAUUAACUUCACUGCAGCAGGCUUAUUUAAUAUUGAUCGUACUUUAUAUUUUACGAUAAGUGGUGCUUUGACUACAUAUUUGAUUAUUUUACUACAAUUCACCUCAAACUCUCCGCCGGUAACACAAAAUGGCUGUGAUCCAGCUCUGGCUGUGUCACUAAAUCAAACGGAAACUUAAAAAAAAUGCUUUUAAACAUUGUUUUUUGUAAAUGUAUUUUUUAAUUAAACGCUUAUUAGAAAGUAAAAAGUCUGCACAAAUUUCAAAUUGAAACUUUUUCAAAUAUAAUUUAAAAUGGGUAAAUUGUCUAUAUAUCUAACAAAAAAGCUUAAUUCAUAUUACUUAAACCAUAAUAAGUUUUGUAAUAUCAUUGCGAUUAUACGAGCAAAAUUAUAUUCAAACACAAAAUUUUAUUUUAUUAAAUUUUAAUAGAUAUUUAAUCACAUCAUUCCACAUAUUUCUGAUAAAAUUUACGUAUCUAACUUUUUUUAAAAUUGAAACCGUAAU
This is a messenger RNA of Lucilia cuprina (Australian sheep blowfly), 1702 nucleotides long. RefSeq names its product putative gustatory receptor 28b (gene Gr28b). Gene Ontology annotation, cellular component: dendrite; axon; neuronal cell body. The transcript has 4 exons. Gene Ontology annotation, biological process: sensory perception of taste. The coding region runs from base 11 to 1375 and encodes 454 amino acids. NCBI's taxonomy places the organism in Eukaryota, Metazoa, Arthropoda, Insecta, Diptera, Calliphoridae. The record is from RefSeq and is a predicted model, not a curated record.